GGGUGGUCCGGCCGUCCGGGUGGGGGCGCCAUCCGUAGCCAGCCACUCGCCCGUGAAAGCUUUUACUUCUACGGAAAGAACCGAGGCGCGGCCCGCGGGCGCCAACCUGUUCCCACCCAUGUAGCCACCCCCCACCCACCCACACCACACACACACCCACCGCGCGCAGCGCAGUCCAUCCAUCCACGCACACGCGCACCCGUCCCUCUCGGCGCCCCUCUCCCCCCUCCUCCACUCCGCUGCUGCCUGCUUGCCUCCUCCUUGCCGCCGCGACCGCGACCGCCGUUCGCUGUCGAGGCCAGAGGAGAGGAGUGGUCAAGUCCGAGGCCACCUGCCCAGGCUCAGACCUCCCCCGCCACAACGCGAGCCGCAUCGCCUCGUCUCCUCCACGCCAUACACGCCCGCCUUCCCUUCCCCGGCGACCAGGACCCCUCGCCCGCGGCGCCAGCGAGCUCCCCCGGCCAGUCGUAGGCCUCCCGGAGCUCAGCACGCACGCAGGUGGGUCCAGUGAGGCCUGGUUGUGCGCGUUCCUGCGGGCGUCGUCGGGGCAGAUCCAUGGAACUCAGCCGCCCGCAGCGCGGAUAGUACUGCACUUGUGCACCAGCCACCAGCGGAUCGCCAGGACUGCCCACCUGCUGCUGCUUGUGUCGCUAGCCAUUUUUCGGGCGUCUGGCUUGGAGGAUAUGGCCGCGGCGAUGGACGCGCCCAACCCUGGAGCGGCUGCUGGCCCAGGAAUGCCUAGUGACGCCCUGUACCAGGAGCUGUGGCAUGCGUGUGCUGGCCCGUUGGUCACAGUACCUAGACAAGGCGAGCGUGUCUAUUACUUCCCUCAGGGCCAUAUGGAGCAGCUCGAGGCGUCUGCACACCACCAGCAGCUUGAUCAGUACUUACCGAUGUUCGAUCUACCACCCAAGAUCCUAUGCAGAGUAGUCAACGUGGAACUACGGGCCGAAGCUGAUUCAGAUGAAGUUUAUGCUCAAAUUAUGUUGCAGCCAGAAGCUGAUCAAAAUGAACUCACCAGCCUGGACGCUGAACCACAAGAACGUGAAAAAUGCACUGCCCAUUCCUUCUGCAAGACACUGACAGCUUCAGAUACGAGCACUCACGGCGGGUUUUCUGUUCUUCGGAGGCAUGCUGAGGAAUGUCUUCCUCAGCUGGACAUGUCUCAAAAUCCACCUUGCCAAGAACUGGUUGCCAAAGAUCUCCAUGGCACUGAAUGGCAUUUUCGGCACAUUUUUCGAGGGCAACCCAAGAGGCAUCUCCUUACCACCGGCUGGAGUGUCUUUGUUAGCUCAAAAAGAUUGGUUUCUGGGGAUGCAUUCAUCUUCAUGAGAGGUGAAAAUGGUGAGCUACGGGUUGGUGUAAGGAGGCUCAUGAGACAAGUAAAUAGCAUGCCGUCAUCUGUCAUAUCAAGCCACAGCAUGCAUCUUGGAGUAUUGGCCACAGCCUCCCAUGCCAUCUCCACUGGAACCCUCUUUUCUGUUUUCUACAAACCAAGAACUAGUCGCUCUGAUUUUAUUGUGAGUGUGAACAAGUACCUUGAAGCUAAGAAGCAGAAAAUAUCUGUUGGAAUGAGGUUUAAGAUGAGAUUUGAAGGUGAUGAUGCUCCUGAAAGAAGGUUCAGCGGAACAAUCAUUGGCAUCGGGAGUUUGCCGGCAAUGUCAAAAUCUCUGUGGGCAGAUUCUGACUGGAGAUCUCUAAAGGUUCAAUGGGAUGAACCUUCAUCCAUUCUUCGUCCAGAUAGAAUCUCACCAUGGGAAGUGGAGCCACUGGAUGCAGCUAAUCCACAAUCCCCUCAACCUCCACUAAGGGCUAAGCGUCCACGACCCCCAGCUUCACCUUGUAUGGUUUCGGAACUGCCUUCAGGUUUUGGACUCUGGAAAUCCCCAAUUGAAUCAUCCUGUACACUCUCAUUUUCGGAACCUCAACGGGCUCGAGAGUUAUUUCCUUCAAUCCCCACGUCAACCUUGUCAUCUUCAUCAAAUGUCAGUUUUAAUUCAAAGAAUGAGCCGUCCAUGCUAACCAGUCAGUUCUACUGGUCAGCAAGGCAUACAAGAGCUGACUCCUGCGCUGCUAGCACCAACACAGUCGUAAUUGAAAAGAAGCAAGAGCCAAGUUCUGGUGGUUGUAGAUUGUUUGGAAUUAAUAUAUGCUCAGCUGAGGAAGAAGUAUUACCUGAGGUUACUGCUCCAGGUGUUGGUUAUGAGCAGACUGCUGCCUCUGUAGAGUUGAACUCGGAUAAGCUCUCACAGCCAUCUGAUGUCAACAAUUCUGAUGCCCUAGCAGCUAGCAGUGAACGUUCACCUCUUGAAUCCCAAAGCCGGCAAGUGAGGAGCUGUACCAAGGUAAUUAUGCAAGGAAUGGCAGUAGGAAGGGCUGUAGACCUGACAAAGCUUAGUGGCUACAGCGAUCUUUGCCAGAAGCUGGAGGAGAUGUUUGACAUCCAGGGGGAGCUGGGUUCCACACUAAAGAAAUGGCGGGUCAUUUUCACUGAUGAUGAGGAUGACAUGAUGCUUGUUGGAGAUGAUCCUUGGGAUGAGUUUUGCAGGAUGGUGAAAAGGAUUUACAUUUACACAUACGAGGAGGCAAAGAAGCUGACAUCCAAGUCAAAGUUACCGGUUAGCAGUGACAGCAGCAAGCUGAGCGCUGCGAACUCACUGUCUGAAUGACUAUGAACAAAAACUGCAGAGUGCUAACGUCCCUCUAAUUUUGUUAUUUCCAUCAUUUGAUUAUGGGGGUGAAUGCUCACGGUUGCUCCGUGGGCUGAAGUUGUGGUUGGCAUUCAACUGCCUUGAGUUUUGGAGGCUUUUGGACUGCCUUGCCAGCAUGAGCCUCCUGGAAGAGGCACCCUGGCAUCUGCGUGCCAUUUCCCAUUUGUUCGUGCCGUUUGGUAGGAGUAUCCAUUGGCUUAUUUAGCAGGUCCCUGGUUUGAAGAAAGAAGCGGUCAGCUGCAAGAUGGACGGUGCCUUGCCUCUUCUUCGACUACUUAGCUAGUAAUUAGGACUAUGUAUGUAAUGAAUGUAUAUAGUGCCAUUAAGACGCCCAUGCCCUGGUAUUGAGGUCCCGGCAUUUGUAUGAAUCAAUUGUUCGGAAAUUGUUACCUUUAGCAGCAACGAACCUGAGGGUGUAGGGUGGCCAGGUGGGAGAAGUUGUAUGUUUCUUUCAGUAACAAUCUUUGUGCAAGUGAUCUGUAUAUAGUCUACUGUUUUAAUAAGCAAUGUUGUGCAACUUGCGCUCCUACACCCUACAGUACAGUGGGGCUUUUCU
Molecule: messenger RNA, 3267 nt
Organism: Zea mays
Lineage: Eukaryota; Viridiplantae; Streptophyta; Magnoliopsida; Poales; Poaceae
Product: auxin response factor 9
Exons: 14
Coding region: 684-2669 (661 amino acids)
Biological process (GO): response to hormone; regulation of DNA-templated transcription
Cellular component (GO): nucleus
Molecular function (GO): DNA binding
Source: RefSeq, a predicted model, not a curated record